Fomitopsis serialis is the source of this 921-nucleotide messenger RNA. RefSeq names its product carbon-nitrogen hydrolase. Gene Ontology annotation, molecular function: protein-N-terminal glutamine amidohydrolase activity; protein-N-terminal asparagine amidohydrolase activity. The coding region runs from base 1 to 921 and encodes 306 amino acids. Gene Ontology annotation, biological process: protein catabolic process. NCBI's taxonomy places the organism in Eukaryota, Fungi, Basidiomycota, Agaricomycetes, Polyporales, Fomitopsidaceae. The transcript is spliced from 6 exons. The record is from RefSeq and is a predicted model, not a curated record.
AUGCGCGUCGCCGUCGUGCAGUUCGCACCCAAGAUCGGGCGAGUGCAGGAGAACCUCGAGACGGCUGGGACACUAUGUGCGCAGCUGACACCGCGCUCCGUUGACCUGGUAUGCUUGCCCGAGAUGAUCUUCACGGGGUACGUCUUCCCCGAUGCCCAGUCGAUCACCCCGCACCUGGAGGAACCCGGGACAGGAUCGACGUCCCGCUUCUGCGCCGAGCUCGCGAAACGGCUGCAUUGCCAUGUAACGGCUGGGUACCCCGAACGCCUUCCUCCCGAUGAAGCGAAGGCACUCUCCCCACGAGAGCACGACGGCAAGGAGGUACAACCAGUGGGAGCUAACGGCGCCGUGCUCUACGGACCGGACGGCCAACUAGUGGGGACCUACCGCAAGACGAACCUGUACAUGACGGACAUGACAUGGGCGGUCCCAGGGCCCGGGUUCGUCACGUUCACCCUCCCGCCCCCGCUGGGCACCGUCACCCUCGCGAUCUGCAUGGAUCUCAACCCCGUCCCGUCCGCCGAGUGGAAUCUCGACUCGGGCCCUUACGAGCUCGCCGCCCACUGCAUCGCCACGAAGUCCAACCUCCUUGUCCUCUUGAACGCGUGGCUGGACUCGGGCGACGAGGAAGACAGCGAUGAAGACUGGGGCACCAUGAACUACUGGGCCGCACGGCUGCGGCCGCUGUGGGACAAGGCCUUGCUCGACGGGCACGGCAGCCAUAGCCGGGACAUGCACACGGAGCCGGGAGAAGAGACCAUCGUGGUCGUGUGUAAUCGCUUUGGCGAAGAAAAUGGCAUAACAUUUGCAGGCUCUUCGUCACUCUACAGCAUGAGGCGACACUCGGGAAAGCCACGACUGCUAGCUGCUAUGGGUCGGCGAGAGGAGGGUGUUGCUAUCUGGACUGUCCCCGGUCGCUGA